GUGGCAUGUUUAUCAGCUCCUCGACCACAAAGCAAGCUAUACAAAGAUAUUGGAGUGACUUUCGCUACCAAUAAAAAGUGAAGACAACCAUUUGCUGAAGGCUUGCCUGGACACUAACUAUGGACUGUUGGAGUGCCUUGGAGGUGUACAAGGAGAUGCUGUUGCUCUACCUGGACGAAGGCAGGCAGCUUGUGAACACCAACUGUGAGGAGCUGGAACCAUGGCAGAUCAUUGGAGCCACUCUCAUCUCGACCUUAGGAGCAGUCUGGGUCAAAGGCUUCCUGUUUCAGCAAGAAACCCUGACAUCCCGAAUCAAGAAGCAGUGCUUUCGGCUCGUCAGAAAAAUACCCUUUGUUGGCGCGGCAAUCCAGACCCAGCUGAACAAGGCCCUGGAUGACAUGUCUGUCAGUCUUUGCACACUGAAGGAGGGUAUGAGCUACAUCAAACAGCUGCCUGAACAAGGGCUAACCCAAGUUGAAGUUCUAGACAGGAUCAGCGAGUACGAAACACUGAAUGAAGUGGAUUGGGAGAAAGGACGAGUGUCGGGUGCAGUAUACUGGGGAGAUCAGACACUUACCAAACUUUUGGUGAAGGUGUAUGGAGACUUUGCAUGGAGCAACCCACUUCACCCAGACAUCUUUCCUGGUGUGAGGAAGAUGGAGGCAGAGGUUGUGAGAAUGACGUGUACCCUCUUCAACGGUGGGCCCAACACAUGUGGCACAGUCACCUCAGGAGGAACUGAAAGCAUAUUGAUGGCAUGCAAGGCGUACAGAGACAUGGCCUAUGAGCGCGGUGUGAAACAUCCUGAAAUCAUUGCACCAGUCAGUGUCCAUGCAGCCUUUGACAAAGCAGCAAACUACUUUGGAAUGAAGCUUGUUCACAUCCCCCUGGACAAAAAGACAAUGAAAGUGGAUGUUAAGGCUAUGAGGAGAGCCAUCAGCAAGAACACAGCCAUGCUUGUAUGUUCUGCACCCCAGUUCCCCCAUGGAAUCAUUGAUCCUAUUGAGGAAGUAGGAAAGAUGGCUUUAAAGUACAACCUCCCUCUGCAUGUGGAUGCUUGUUUGGGAGGGUUUCUCAUCGUGUUCAUGGCCAAAGCCAAUUACCCACUGGCUCCCUUUGACUUCAGGGUAAAGGGUGUGACCAGCAUAUCUGCAGACACACACAAGUAUGGCUACGCCCCCAAAGGUUCAUCAGUGAUCCUGUAUAGUGACAAGAAGUACAGGCACUACCAGUACUUUGUGGCUCCGGACUGGCAGGGGGGCAUCUAUGCGUCCCCAUCAGUGGCAGGUUCUCGGCCAGGCGGUAUCAUCGCAGCGUGUUGGGCUACCAUGAUGCACAUGGGAGAGGAUGGCUACAUAAAGGCCACCAAGAAGAUAAUUGACACUGCACGCACCAUCAAUACAGAAAUCCGUAAGAUAAACGGUGUGUUUGUGUUUGGAGACCCUGAAGUAUCCGUGGUGGCAAUAGGCUCUGACGUCUUCGACAUUUUUCGUUUAUCCAACGCACUGACGUCAAAGGGUUGGAAUCUCAACACGCUACAGUAUCCAUCCAGCAUCCAUAUCUGUUGUACUGUACUGCACACACAUGAAGGUGUGGCCAAACAGUUAAUCAGUGACGUCAAAGAGCAGGUGGCUCUCAUUUUGAAGAACCCCAAUGAGAAGACCACUGGAAUGGGAGCAAUCUAUGGCAUGGCCCAGUCCAUCCCUGACAGAUCCAUGGUGACAGAGAUCUCCCGAGGCUUCCUGGACUGCCUCUACAGCACAGAGGAGCCCAAGUCGUCUCAGCCUCAGAAGACCCAUAUGAAUGGCAACAGCAACGGCAAGGCCCACUGAGUCAGGAGUAGGCUGGCUGUGGCCUGGACACAUGCCUAGGUCAUGUUCAUUAGGGAACAUAAUGGUAAGCGUUGUAAAACUUUUUGCAACAGCAAAUGAAAAGGAACAUUUACUGGAGAAGUUCAAGUAGUCCCUCCCUGUUUCAGUCAUUUUUUUUCUCCAUUUGGUGCCUAAUGAACACGACCCUGGUUACCAGCCUGCCUCACCUCUUGUCCACCCACUACAUCACUCAACAUAUCCUGCCCACCUUUUAUCUAUCUACUCACCUUUUUUCAGAUAUGUUCUGAAGCACAAGCCAUUGUUUUUAGCUAUCAUGAGGAGAAUUGUUCAAAUAUGUAGAAAGUGAAAGCACAUAUUGUAAAAUACGUAGAAUAGUUGCUCAAACCAUUAAGGGGGGUUUUGGUCUGGUUGUGUUAAUUGUCCCCCACGAUGAAACCGGGGAUGGGACUGUUGAUCUGUCUCUGUCCAUUAGUACGUUCAUACGUUAGUCACACGCGAUAUCUCAGACAGCACUGGCCCGAUUUUGACAACUUGUGUGAAUGAUGAUUCUUGCCAUAGGGAGCCGGCAUUUACAAAAGUACCCUGAUUGGCCAGAUGGUGCCGCUAACACAAGAUUGAAAAUGCAAACUUUAAAAGGUCACGCCCCUCACUCUGUUAUACCUAAAGUCAUUACAUUCGGAACAUAGGUCCCUCUCCUCACAAGGAACAGAUUUACCUCAGGGACCCAUAAGGUCUGCCAUGAUAGAUUUUCCGCCAUUUUGAAUUUUGUGAAAAACACUUAAAAUGCUACUCUUCUGGCACCGAAUGAGCAAUCAGCACGAAACUUAAUAUGUGGCAUCUAUGGACAAAGGUCUCUCAGCGCAAUAUUUUCCAGACUAGUACCUCAAUCAACAUGGCCACUAUUGAGUCUAGCUAACCCACGCAAUAUUUUGACGAAACAUGGGUGAAUUAUGUGUCUUUAAUAAAGGUUUGUGGUCAUACGCACAUCCUUAAAAACGUAGGUGCUGAAGAAUAAUUGUAAAGAACAGGAAAGCCUGCACACUGUUUAUGCUCCCAAUUCACAGCUUAUUGACAACGUUUCGAUCCGAAACAGAUAUUCCUCCAGUCAAACAGACUGAGUGCUCACAUCCCAAAAUAUACACAUUUCACCUCACAUGACCAUUACACACAUCACGCAUGGUGGGUGUGGAAACAAUUCAAUUCACUUUUGCGCAUAGUCAAUCAUAAUUAAUCACAGAGGUACAUAUGGUCAUAAAGGAUUACAUACAUAAAAAUCGGUCAGAGUUAAAACGUAGGCAACAAUAUGACCAUUACGCACAGGUCGGGCAGUGGCCGUAGAUAUAAUCAAAAACAACUUGCGUACCUCUAAUAAUUUGAUGUCAAUGAGAUGGGCACAUGUAGUAGUUACAGAAAAUCAAAUAUAUACAUAUGUACAAAAUUAGCAAGUGGAGACCUGGAUGGCAAGACAAAACAUAUUCAUGUAAGUAAUGGUCAGAUAUCAAACUCUUGGUUCAGACCUUUAGGAGACAUGGUGGACAAAUGGUGAAUCCAAUACAAUUCUCUUCUCAGUAAUAGAUGAUCAAUAUCUCCCCCACUCCUAGUAGCCUUAACAUGUUCGAUACCAAUGUAUCUCAGAGAUCUGAUGUUGUGACGAGCCUCCAUGAAAUGCGCAGCCACAGGGUUUCUCUGAUCAAGAGUCUUGAUAUUACUCCUGUGUUCUGCUAUCCUUGUUUUCAGAGAACGUUUCAUUUUUCCUACAUAGCAUAGAUCACAAAUACACUUUAUCAGGUAUACCACAUUUGUAGAACACGUAAUGAUACCCUUAAUCUUAAUGGCCUUGCCCAUGAUGGGGUGAUUUGAACAUUGUGCAUUUGUUCGUUAAAUUACACUGGAUACAUCGGCCACGUCUUUAAUUACAUUGUCUAGGAAGGUGCUACAUGACACCGAUGGAAGAUCAGACCUCACCACCAUUUGGCUGAUGUUGGGGGUGCGUCUGAAGACUACCCAGUUGUGGGUCAGUGCUCAAGAUGUGUAAGUUUUUUUUUAAAGAUAUGGUCGAACUGUUUGCCAAGUGGGGAUUAUUGAAGGAAGCGUUGGACUCGUUAGUCAGGGGGGCGGGAUGGUUUGGGAGUGAGGCUGUCAUCCUGGGUCAUAUUUCUGUAACGGUGGUCCCGUGCAUCAUGCAGCUAUUCCUCUGGGUAACCAAGCUGUCUGAAGUGCUCAUCCAGACUGUGUGCUUGUUUGUCAUAGUCACUCUGUGUACUACAGAUCCUGCGUAUGCAACUGUAUAGGCUGAUAGGGAGGCUCUUAAGGGUGUAGGGUGGAAGCUAUCUCUGUGUAACAGGGAAUUCCUGUUCCGUCGGUUUCCUAUAUAGGUCUGUGCUAAAGCCACCCCCCCUCCCUCUUUAGCAAAAUGUCUUGCCAUAAAGAUCCAGCAUUUACAAAAUUACACUGAUUGGCCCAAGGGGGGCACUAUAGUAAUCAACUGUAUGUACAGCCUUUCCUAUUUUGUUCUCUAUUGCUCCUCUAAGGGAGAGGCCGAUGACAUCACAUAUUUCCAUCAGACCAACUCCUUUGAAGCCCUACUCCUUGAAUUUUGCUCCCCAAAUAUUUUUUUUUACCCUUUAGUGUGUGUACUUUACUGUAUUUAUACUUGGGAUAUCGCUUUUCAACAGUCAAAGUAAAAAAAUCACCGGAGGACAUCUUUAAUACUCAAUGUUCCAGGUACAACAUAGUGAUUGUCAGUCUCUGUUUGAUUAAUCUACAACAAAUAGUGGUUUUAACUAAAGAGCACUGUAAUGUACUAGUGAAAGAAAUACCCUAUGAACAGGAAGGAGCAAUGUUCUCUGCAUGGAUUUGUAAGGACAACAUACUUGAAUCAUUUUCAAGACUUGAGCCCAUUUUGAAUUUAACAUAUUACCUUCCUAGGCUCUUGUACUAAAUUGCAUAUAUACAUGUAUUCCUAAUUGUGGUCUAUUUGUGGCUAAUUGCAUCUUUCAGUAAUAAUUUAGACAGCAGGAAACCCUGGCUGCUGUAGUACAUUACCUAGUAUACUGUACACCGCCAAUAUGUUAAGAAUCUGAGACUGCAAUCCUCUGAUUUGAUAACAUAUUCAUUACCCACCUCUAUUCUUCGAGACAAUGGUUUAGUCCUUAAUUGAAUGGUUUAGCCCUGAAUUGAUCUCAAGGAACAGAAUACAAAUUAUUUCAGUAUCUUUAUAAGAUGUAAAGUCUCCAUCAACUCAGUUUUAACAGUUUAUGUGUUCUUGUAGCUAAUUAAUUGAUUUGGCUUCUAAUUUUAUCUACCUCAGUUUCUGUUCAAUGCAAUUGUGUUGCUUGUUCACACGGUCAUUAUAGGUCUAAAGAAGAAAAAAAGCCUGUCUCAGUUUUUCAUAUGUAACAUUUCAACUUUUCAGACUAAACUGUUAUGGCAUUUGAUAAACUGCAUUGUUCUUUAAAAGCAAUAAUACUGGCAUAAAACUGUUUGCAAAAAAAUUUAAGAACUGGAUGUGCACUUGGUAGGCCCCCCAAAAAACCUUUAAAUGAUCUUUCCCCUCAAUAUUUUCCAUGUGCUUUCACGUUUGUGUUUGUAGUCAAUCUUAAGUGCAUAUCCACUGUUUUCUUUUCAAGUCUCUAGCUAGGUUUCUAUCCAAUUGGCAACAGAUUUUCAUGCGAAUAUUCUAAAAUUAACUUAUAGAAAAUACUGUGUACUCAUUUUCCCACCGGUGAUGUUUUUCCACCAAACAGACCUGUUGGGGAGAAAAAUCAGUGCGUGAUGACGUAGGGCACACGUUUUCUUUUUCGCUUAAGUUUAUGUACCGAAUAAAAAAUCUAAAGUUCAAUGCGUUUCCAUCGCAUUGAACUUUAACUCUACGGAUAGUUUUGUCACAAACUGUUGCGUUAAAUAGCAAAUGUGCCUACUCUGGUCUUUGCACUUGCGCUCUAGCCAACAGCUUACAGAUAAAGUGCGAGUAGGCUGUGCGUGUAGGCUAGAUAUAAUUAUGCAUAUUAAUAUUUUUUAUUUGGCAAGCAUCGAUCAUCAUGUCAUCAGGAUAUGACCCUCGAUAUUUAAUGAAAGUUGAAUCAAGAUCACCGUGCACUUUCACCACCCUGUGAUGUUCAUCACAAUUUAGUUAAUCUGUAGCCUAAUAAACGCUAUGGUU
Coregonus clupeaformis (lake whitefish) is the source of this 5994-nucleotide messenger RNA. RefSeq names its product sphingosine-1-phosphate lyase 1-like. Gene Ontology annotation, biological process: carboxylic acid metabolic process; sphingolipid catabolic process. Gene Ontology annotation, cellular component: endoplasmic reticulum. Gene Ontology annotation, molecular function: sphinganine-1-phosphate aldolase activity; pyridoxal phosphate binding. The record is from RefSeq and is a predicted model, not a curated record. The transcript has 14 exons. Lineage: Eukaryota; Metazoa; Chordata; Actinopteri; Salmoniformes; Salmonidae. The coding region runs from base 120 to 1832 and encodes 570 amino acids.